Molecule: messenger RNA, 987 nt
Organism: Aureobasidium pullulans EXF-150
Lineage: Eukaryota; Fungi; Ascomycota; Dothideomycetes; Dothideales; Saccotheciaceae
Exons: 2
Coding region: 1-987 (328 amino acids)
Biological process (GO): protein folding; positive regulation of ATP-dependent activity
Cellular component (GO): cytosol
Molecular function (GO): protein-folding chaperone binding; ATPase activator activity
Source: RefSeq, a predicted model, not a curated record
AUGGUUCUUCACAACCCCAACAACUGGCACUGGGUCAACAAGGACGUCUCCGGCUGGACCAAGGAAUAUCUGGAGAAGGACCUUGUUGGAAUCAAGGCAGAGAAGGAUGGCGCAUCGGCUGAAAUUUCGAAGCUGUUGAGCCAGGAGGGUGACGUCGAGGUCGCACAACGCAAGGGCAAAGUUAUCACCAUCUUCGACCUCAAGUUGCAACUCGAGUAUACCGGCAAGACCAAGGAGGACGAGGCUGUCAGCGGUACCAUCACCAUCCCCGAGGUUGCACACGAUACCGAGGAGGAUGAGUACGUUUUCGAAAUUGAGAUGUAUUCCGAGUCUUCCUCCAAGACAGCCGUCAAAGAUGUCGUCCGAUCGCAAAUCACAUCGCAACUUCGCGCUCGUUUCCAGCAAUUGGGCCAUGCCCUGAUGGAUGCUCACGCCAAAGACAUUCAGCAUGCUGCUGGUCACAAGCCUGCCUUCACACCUGCCAAGGUCUACUCCAGCUCAUCCGUCAACAAGUCGAGCGAAGAGUCCAAGUCCUCGACUACAACCACCACCAACGGCAAGGGCCCCGCCGUCAACGUGACCAGCCUCAGCGACCAGCAAGAAUUCCGUUGCGACGCACCCAUGCUCUUCCAGAUCCUCACCGACCCUCAGCGUAUCGCUGCCUUCACACGCGCACCCCCGAAGACCUUCGAGGGCGCCAGACCCGGCGGCAAGUUCGAAAUCUUCGGCGGAAACGUCAGCGGAGAGUACGUCGAGCUAUCAGAGCCUACAAAGAUUGUGCAGAAGUGGCGUUUGGCCCAGUGGCCCCAGGGUCACUACAGCACCCUGAACAUUGCCUUUGAGCAGAACAAUGUCGACUCUGUCACCAUCAUGCGUGUCGAUUGGACUGGUGUCCCUGUUGGCGAGGAGGAGGCCACCAAGCGCAACUGGGAGAACUACUACGUGCGCUCUAUGAAGCAGACCUUCGGCAUUGGCUCCAUCCUGUGA